Arachis ipaensis is the source of this 1413-nucleotide messenger RNA. NCBI's taxonomy places the organism in Eukaryota, Viridiplantae, Streptophyta, Magnoliopsida, Fabales, Fabaceae. The record is from RefSeq and is a predicted model, not a curated record.
AUGAACUCUAUACAUCAAAGCUCAGCCAUCUACAAUUGGCUACAAUUUGAAGUAGAGAGUCUCAUAGCAGAUCCAGGACAACGACCAAAGAUUUCAAGUUAUCAUCCGAAUGACAGAGACAAAGUUAGAUGUGCAUAUUUGCAAAAAGGUCCUUGUCAACCAAGGAAUCAUGAUUUUCCGCAAACUGCUUGUGGUUCUUCUUUUCGAAGAUUUAAUCCUAAUUGGUUUGAUGAUUAUGGAAAUUGGUUAGAGUAUAGUAUAUCAAAAGAUGCUGUUUUUUGUCUUUGUUGUUAUCUUAUGAAACCUGAGACUGAAGGUGGCGAUGCUUUUGUAACCAAUGGCUUUUCAAAUUGGAAAAAAAGGGAGAGAUUACAAACUCAUGUUGGGAUUCAUGAUAGUGCUCAUAAUCAAGCUUGGAGAAAAUGUGAAGCACUUAUGAAACCAAAACAACACAUUAGUGUUGCUAUUGAAAAACAAUCUGAGCAAGCUAAAAAGAAUUAUCAAAUUCAUUUGACAGCCACAAUUGAUUGUAUUAGAUUUCUUUUGCGACAAGGAUUGGCUUUUCGUGGUAAUGAUGAGACAGAUGAUUCUGUUAAUCAAGGAAAUUUUUUGGAACUUCUAAACUUUCUUGCGCAACAUAAUGAAGAGAUUGGGAGUGCUUUCAAAAAUGCUCGUGGGAAUCUUAAACUAAGAGCUCCCUCAAUUCAAAAAGAUAUUGUAAGAGCUGCUGCAAGUGAAACGACAAAAGUUAUUGUUAAUGAUCUUGGGGAUGAAUUGUUUGCUGUUUUGGUUGAUGAAGCCCGCGACAUUUCUAUUAAGGAGCAUAUGUCAGUUUGUUUAAGGUAUGUGAAUAAAGAAGGGCAAGUUAGGGAGCAUUUUCUUGGUCUUGUUCAUGUUUCUAAUACUAAUGCUUUAUCUCUAAAAUUAGCAUUGGAGUCAUUAUUAGAAACAUAUAAUUUAAGUUUAUCAAGAGUACGUGGCCAAGGAUAUGAUGGUGCAAGUAAUAUGCAAGGAGAAUUUAAUGGUUUAAAAACUUUGAUAUUGAAAGAAAAUUCUUAUGCUUUCUAUGUACAUUGCUUUGCUCACCAACUUCAGUUAGCUCUUGUAACGGUUGCAAAAAAACAAGUUGAAAUUGCUUUGCUUUUCAAUUUGUUAACCAAUUUGUGCAAUGUUGUUGGAGCUUCAUGUAAACGAAGAGAUAUGCUUCGUGAUAGUCAGAUGACUAAGACAAUUGAAGCAUUACAAAGUGGAGAAAUUGCUAGUGGACGUGGUUUGAAUCAAGAAAUAGCUUUGAAAAGAGCUGGAGAUACUAGAUGGGGUUCACACUAUGGAACUAUACUUAGAUUAAUUUCUUUGUUUCCUUCCGUGGUCAAUGUUCUUGAAUAUUGUAAGACCCAGUUAAUUAACGGCUAA